UAUAAAUGGCGCCUUAGAUCAAUCUCUUCUGCGAUCUCUGCUCGUCAGAGGUAUUUUCGGGUUCCCAUUUUGCUUUUCAGGAACCGAUAGGGUCAGUAGUUGAGGACUAUAUAGAACGGGAGUAACAUUUUUGGUGAUGUCUUUUGACGGAGCUGAGAAGCAAUGGAAAUGUGUGAAGGGAGGCCCAGUUAAUUUCCACAAAGUGAGUUCGAUUGUUCGCGAUAUUGGAGAGCCAUGUCUUCAUCAAUCACCUAUGAAGGUUGUGUCUGCAAUCAACAAAAUGCUCAAGCCAGACAAGUGGCAGGCAACCUUUGACAGUGAAGGAAAGAUUUAUGGUUUUCAUAAAGUGUUGAAAUUGAUUAUUCUUGGGGGUGUGGAUCCAUCCAUAAGACCUGAAGUUUGGGAAUUUCUUUUGGGUUGUUAUUCUUUGAGUAGCACUUCUGAAUAUCGGAGGCAAUUAAGGACAGCUAGAAGGGAACGGUAUAGAGACCUUGUAAAGCAAUGUCAACUGAUGCACCCUAGCAUAGGUACUGGUUCUCUAGCCUUUGUUGGGUCUAAAGUCAUGGACAUGAGGAUGAGCUCCAAAGACGAUGGAACAAGACCCUCAGAAGUCCAAAGUGGACAGAAAUCAGAAGCAUGUAAAGAAAUAGAUGAUAACGGAGUUGUGAAUAGAAAAUGUGCCGAUACAUCUUAUAUAAAUCAAGAACAAAGAUAUAGUGAUUUUUCUGACCUUGUAACUGUACGGGAAAGUACGAUGGGAGGAGCAUAUGAUUCUUCUGGUCCUCUACCUUCUGAGCCAUGCAAUGGUAGUUUGGCAGAUGCUCAUGGCACACACAAGUUGGAUGUUGCCGCUGAAAGUUUCUUGGAUUUUCAUGAUUUACUUGUUACGGAUUUAUUUGAUGACAGUAACAAAGAUAGGGACAUAGUUAAGUUACAUGAGAAGAAAUGCUCAGCACACCAUAAUUUGGGAUAUAAAGAUGAGCACAUGCAUAGUUUUCGGAUUAACAAUAAUGCUGAUCUUAUAGCGGAAUCUAGUAUCUUUCCAUCUAAUGAAGUCUCACAAUAUGCCGACUCUAAAAGUGAAAUUACUCACUGUGAUUUGCAUGAGACUCGGUCACAAAAUUUGGAGUAUGAAGCAGAAAUGCUUAGCGGGCUUAAAAUAUCUGAUGGACCAGAAACACCACCGAAACUUAUGACUGCUUCUCAAGGAGGAAUUGUCAGUGAAGACAGAGUAUCUGAAUGGCUUUGGACACUACACCGAAUAGUUGUUGAUGUAGUAAGAACAGAUAGCCAUCUUGAGUUUUAUGAGGACACCAAAAAUUUGGCCAGGAUGUCAGAUAUUCUUGCUGUCUACGCCUGGGUUGAUCCAGGAACAGGAUAUUGCCAAGGCAUGAGUGAUUUGUUAUCUCCCUUUGUUGUCCUUUUUGAUGAUAAUGCUGAUGCAUUCUGGUGCUUUGAGAUGCUUUUAAGAAGAAUGCGGGAGAACUUUAAGAUGGAAGGACCAACUGGUGUAAUGAAGCAGUUGCAAGCUUUAUGGCAUAUAUUAGAACUUACAGACAGAGAGAUGUUUUCUCAUCUAUCUCUUAUAGGUGCUGAAAGUCUUCACUUUGCUUUUCGCAUGCUGCUGGUGCUCUUUCGACGGGAACUAACUUUCAGCGAAGCCCUUUGUAUGUGGGAGAUGAUCUGGGCUGCAGAUUUUGAUGCAUCUUUGACAUGUCUUCUGGCUGAGAACUGCCCAGAAGUAUUGGCUAUACAGUUACCUAAGGAAGCAGAAGCUGAAUCUAUUGAAGAGACCAUUGAAGCUCAUUCUGUUGGUUCAAAGGGUAGCUUUCCAGCAAAACAUGCUUUUGUAGGAUGCUCCAUCUCUGACAGCAAUAGAAUCAGAACCAUUUCUGCUAGACCAUUCUGUGGAUUGACAAAAACUUUCUGGACAAAGAAUGACCAUUUUAAGAUUCGUACUCUCUUAUCGUCAACAAGAAAUGGUGAUGAUGAACUUCCCGUUUUUUGUGUCGCGGCUAUUCUUGUUAUGAACCGUCAGAAAAUUGUCAGAGAAACUCACUCAAUUGAUGACCUAAUAAAGGUUUUUAAUGAUAAUAUUUUGAAGAUCAGAGUCAAAAGAUGUGUACGUAUUGCCAUGAAAUUACGAAAGAAGUACUUUUACAAGUUGAUCAAGAGUAGGAGUCCAGUGGUUCAUAAUGGUAGAUAAAUUCCAGUUUCUUCCUUUCAAUUGUGAUGGCAAUUGCUUUUAGAUCAGUGUAUCUGCUGAUUAUAUGAUAGCCACUUCCUGGGUGGAAGAUUUUGUCUUUAUGGGCAUCUGUCACGUGGCUUGAAAAGCGUCAAAUCUAUUCCGAAGUUACAAAAUUGUUACAAUUCCAAAUCUGGUUACAAAUUUUGCAAUUCUGCAUCGAGGAGGAAUGCUUUUCUCUGCAUGAUCUCUCACAGAAAAAAGCUACUGAAGUUCGAAUAGAUGCCACAUUCAACAAUUGUUACUUACAAUGAGAAAUGUAUCAUAGAUUUGAUUUUGUUAAAACUUCAUCGAUGAUCCAAGUGAGAUGCAUAAAACUUGCAACUCAGAUGCUAAUUUUCUUUUAGAUUCCAUGAAUCACAUCAUAUAAGAAACUUUGAUCUCUUUGUGUAUCUUGUGCACAAUAUGAUAGUUCUUUCCAUUACAAUUUUUCUUAUUUUCUUGGUGGAA
Molecule: messenger RNA, 2695 nt
Organism: Andrographis paniculata
Lineage: Eukaryota; Viridiplantae; Streptophyta; Magnoliopsida; Lamiales; Acanthaceae
Exons: 13
Coding region: 137-2206 (689 amino acids)
Biological process (GO): activation of GTPase activity
Molecular function (GO): GTPase activator activity
Source: RefSeq, a predicted model, not a curated record